This is a messenger RNA of Sipha flava (yellow sugarcane aphid), 1849 nucleotides long. Its product is annotated as mini-chromosome maintenance complex-binding protein. Gene Ontology annotation, biological process: DNA-templated DNA replication. The transcript has 12 exons. The record is from RefSeq and is a predicted model, not a curated record. Lineage: Eukaryota; Metazoa; Arthropoda; Insecta; Hemiptera; Aphididae. Bases 183 to 1736 code for a protein of 517 amino acids. Gene Ontology annotation, molecular function: chromatin binding.
AUUGUUUUGAUAACAAGUAAAAUACACAAAUCAUACUGUCGUGCGGUAUCGUGCGUUUUUUUCAUGUACUCUGAGUACUGGUGAAUUUGAUUUUAUUACUCUUUAAAAAAUAACAAACCUUUCCUUUCUUGUUGGGCAUUUGUAUUAUACUUAUAUAUUUUUCAAUAAUCACUGUUUGUAAUAUGGAUAAGUGGACUCCAGAUUUUUGGAUUGCAAAUGAAAAUGAAUGUAAGAAGACACUAAUGGAACCAGGAAGUUGGGAGAAGGUGCCUAUAUUAUUUGAAAAUGAAGCAGCUCUUGGAACGUUGGUACGAUUUAAAGGAAUGAUACAAGAUAUGCUAAAUCCUGAGUAUUAUAGUAAGACUUUUUCAAUUAUUAAUUCUGCAACUAAUGAAACCAAACUUUGCCAAGGAAAAUAUCAUAGUACUGUUAUAAACCAAUCUGAAGAAGAAGUUGAAUUAGGAGAUGAUUUGAUGGAGAGACAAAUUAUUGUUUGUAUUCCAAUCCCUGGAUUAAACGAAUGGGCCAAAGAUGCAAAUAAUGAAAAGAAAGAACAAUUAGAAGGUUGUGACAUUAAACGCAUUCGUCUUGAUCCAGUUUGCCAGAAGUACUCAAAAGAAGUAUUUGUUUUUACGUACCCAGAGGAUGUUGAAACUAGUGAAUUUAAGUUAAACAGUAUUAUUGAGGUUGUAGGAUUUCUCGAUCGACGUACAGUUCAAGGAGAUAAUGAAGAGUUAGAUGAACAAUCUCCAUUAGUUAAGGAAACAUAUUGUAUUCAUACUGUUCAAUUUAAAUUAAUUCCAAACUUAGUUACGGAUAAUGAUGAAAUGAAUAACUACAUCUGGAAUGAAGCUUCAAAUCUCCAUGCUGAACUAAAAUUGAUAUUAACUCAAGCAUUAUUAGGAGAUUCUCUAGCAGCAGAUUAUUUAUUAUUUUAUCUUACAUCUACCAUAUAUAACAGACAGAAUAAUCAGGUGCCUGGAAAAUUUUCAUUAAAUAUUCGUGGAAUUCCAGCUGGUAUUGGAAAAAACUAUACUAAAAAAUUAUACGCACUCAUUUCUUAUUUAGUAGUUAAAAGUGAAUAUUUACCAAUCACGAUUGACACUAUGAAUAAUAUGGAUAUGAUACCAAGAAAAUGUUAUACUUCCAAUAGACUUUUGAAUGGAAUUUUACAAUUAUCAAGUAGAACACAUUUGAUUUUAGAUGAAACAGAUUUGCAGCCAGGAAAUUUGGACAGUAAAGGAAUACUUAAUCUUCAGGCUCUUACUGAUAUAAUUUCUAACCAACAGAUUAAAUAUGAUUUUACCUAUUAUAAUAUAAAUUAUGAAACUCAAAUACCUGUUUUAACACUAUCUAUUGGAAAAUCUCUUUUACCUUGUGAUAUAGAUAUUGUAUUAAAUCCAGAUCCUUCUUGUAUUAACAAUAUUGAAGAAAUAAUAGAUUCAGCACAUAACUACCUAAAAUCUCAGGCACUACUUUUACAAAAAUUAAGAAAAUAUAUAGCAAUAAUUUCAACAUUUCCCUUUAAUUUUAAAGAAGAUACUUUAAAAAUUAUUGAAAAUGAUUAUGUACAAAUGCGUAAAGCUGAUCCUAAAAAUAUUUCUGCUGAAGAUUUGCAUCGUUUUAUGAUGGUUGCAAAAUUAAUUGCCUUGUGUUCGGGAAAUAAUGAACUGAAUAAAGAAAUUUGGGAAAGCUGUAAAUCGUUAGAAAACCAGCGUAAAUUAAGAUAUAAAUAAAUUUUAAUAAAUUUAAAAUAUGAAUAAUUUUCCUCUUUAAAUUUUAAAUUGCUUCAUCUACCUUUGAUAAAUCUGUUGAAGUAUUAAUUUUAAUAAAUUACUGAGAAGUUUAA